This is a messenger RNA of Oncorhynchus masou masou (cherry salmon), 1959 nucleotides long. RefSeq lists its product as uncharacterized. Lineage: Eukaryota; Metazoa; Chordata; Actinopteri; Salmoniformes; Salmonidae. The record is from RefSeq and is a predicted model, not a curated record. The transcript is spliced from 3 exons. The coding region runs from base 179 to 1489 and encodes 436 amino acids.
GGGAAGCGGUGAAGAGAGAGAGCAGGGAGAGAGAGUACAGACUGUCAAGGUGGAAGAGAGGGCAGCGGUAAGUGAGGAAGACACAGAGAUUCCAGAGAAAGAACAUAUUGAAACAGUGGCAGGAGAGAAAGCGGAGGAGGUCCAGUCUCGUCCUUCUGCCCAGCUCAGUGUCCAACCUAUGGUCAGGAUUGAGAUGGAAUGCAGUGACGAUGACCAGAGUGACAGCGGGGUGUCCACUGACUUCUCCCCUGUCAGCACACACGAGAUCCACACGACCACAGCCCCCAUCAUGGACAACAAGGCUCCCCCACCCCAGAAGGAGACUCCCAUCGAGAGGGAGAUCCGUCGAUCUGCUGAAAGGGAGCAGAGCCUGCGUCGGUCCAGGUGCAUGUCAAACACCCAGGAAGGUCAGGAGGUGGUAGACAUCCCCCUGAUGAAGACUCCGCUGCUGGCUAAGACACUGUCCUCUAAGGCAGGGCCGGGGCAGGGCGCUGACUGGCAGUUCUCCGAGAAGAAGAUGCAGAAGGAGAUCAGCCAGGAGAUCCAUAGGGAGCUUGUCCUGGUGAACAUGGGGAAGAUCCCUGGAGUCUACAGCAAGGGAACAGUACGCCAGAUGAGGGAGAGGAAGCUGCUGUUUGAAGCCUUCCAACAAGGCAAUGCAGAGGGACCCACCAGGCACAGGAGACCCCUCACCACAGCAGGCCUGGGGAUGAGAGGUUAUGUCUACCCCUCUGUGCUGGAGAGGACGCGUAGCAUGGAGCUUGUCUCUUUUAAAGGCUGCCCUCUCUCAAGAGCCCACUCCCACCAGCUGUUUGACUUAAAGGCCCAAAAGGAUGCUAGCUUAGGCCAAAACCCAAGUGCAGAGAACCAACCCGCCGCUAAAGGAGCAGCGAGGAAGGUGGUUAUUCUGGAAAGUGACGACACAAUCAUAGCCCACUAUCCGAACCGAGACAGAGGAGCUCAGCGCCUCUACAGAAGCCUAGACUGCCUAAGUAUAGGGGGCACUGUCUCUACAGAGGAGGAGGCUACGGAUGAGGUGAGGGUAGAACAGCCAGGGGAUGAGGACGACAUCCUCAGGGAGAACCCCUUCUUUAAGCUGCGUCCCUCACUGGCCAUGAAGCCGGAGGUGGAGAGGGACAUCCGGGAAGCCAGGGAGAGGGAGGAGGAGCUGCGCAGGCAGAGGUGUAGUCUGUACGGAGAGGCAGGAGUCAGUGGGGGCAGGCCAGACGGCACAGAGGACCCCAGCCCAGAGUCACCUACCACACGCAUUCCCUCAUCCACCUCCUCUUUCACAGCAUCAGUUGAUGGCCGACAAUCCAAGGGGAAGUUGGAUCGGACCUGGCCCCCUCCAAAUCCUAAGAGUGCUAGGGUGAACCCUGGACAAACACAGGAGCCCAAGGUUUACAAGGCAGGAGGCCAGAAAACCCCUCUGUGGCAGCGUUGGGAGGCAGGUAUGGUGAACAGGCCACUGCCACGGGAACAGGACUGAUACUGGAGGUCACCAAUCCCAGGACUUCUAUAAGAUUAGCGUUUCAAAUGUAUAACUGGGAUGGUAGAACUGCAUAAUUCACUACGAUGGCAGAAACCAGAAUUAGUAUUAGCUUGAACAUUCCAUGCUUUGUAAGACUAAAAUCUGUUUUGUAUAUAACAUUACAAUUUCAUGACAAAUAUUCACAAUGUACAAAAGACGUCCUCUCUCAUUUAACUGCUCUGCUUGUAAAGGUUUAACUACUGUUCAGUGUUCGAUCAAAAUGACAAAUGUCAUCCACAAUUCAGAGAAAUGUCAUUAUCAAGGACUGCAUAAAUGUGAAGGUAAUCAAAACUACUAUAAAUGUUUCAAUAAACGUACAAAUGCCGUAAUCAUAUCUCAGUCCGUACAUAUCUCAGUUUUGUUCCAUCAGGCUCUGCUUAUCAGUAUUGUACAAUUUGUUAAUACAAUCCAGUGAGGAGAAAUUAAGA